UUCGUCUGUGUUUCUUUUCAGUUUCAUCCUCACCGAUCUGCUCACUAUGGCCACAGACCACCAGAUUCCUGCAUCCAAGCAGCAGCAGCCAGGCAGCAGUGCGUUUAAGCUCGUCAUCUAUGAGCAGGAAAACUUCCAGGGACGCUGCCAUGAGCUGACUGGUCCCUGUAACAACCUCCAGGAAGCAGGCAUGGAGAAAGUGGGCUCCAUACUGGUGCUGUGUGGACCGUGGGUGGGAUACGAGCAGGCCAACUGUAAGGGUGAGCAGUAUGUGUUUGAGAAGGGGGAGUAUCCUCGCUGGGAUUCCUGGACUAACAGCAGACGGAGCGACACCAUUGUUGCAUUCCGCCCGAUUAAAGUUGACAGCCAGGAGCACAAGAUUGUUCUUUACGAAAACCCCAGCUUUGCAGGGAAGAAGAUAGAAAUCAUAGACGAUGAUGUCCCCAGCUUCCAUGCUCAUGGCUACCAGGAGAAGGUGUCUUCUGUUCGGGUCCAGAGUGGCACCUGGGUGGGCUAUCAGUACCCAGGAUACAGAGGCUACCAGUACCUGUUUGAAAAGGGGGAGUACGAGGACAGCAGCGAGUUUGGAGCCCAGAUCCCCCAGAUCCAGUCAGUCCGGCGCAUCAGAGACAUGCAGUGGCAUCUGAGGGGUGCUUUUCACCCCAUCAACUGAGCUUGUGACUCGUUCCUGUCGUGAAUCCUGACCUCGACGACCUUGAUCCCUCCCAGCAGCCCCCCCUGUUCUUCUGUGACCCUGCACAUUUCAACAUCUGCUGCAGCUGCUGUGGCACUGAUGUUGAUCRAAGCAAACUAAUAAAUUCCUCUUGCUUAACUUA
Messenger RNA from Austrofundulus limnaeus, 836 nucleotides. It is a transcript of the gene crybb2, whose product is annotated as crystallin, beta B2. The record is from RefSeq and is a predicted model, not a curated record. Gene Ontology annotation, biological process: lens development in camera-type eye; visual perception. Bases 47 to 673 code for a protein of 208 amino acids. Lineage: Eukaryota; Metazoa; Chordata; Actinopteri; Cyprinodontiformes; Rivulidae. The transcript is spliced from 5 exons. Gene Ontology annotation, molecular function: structural constituent of eye lens.